Molecule: messenger RNA, 1509 nt
Organism: Aspergillus wentii DTO 134E9
Lineage: Eukaryota; Fungi; Ascomycota; Eurotiomycetes; Eurotiales; Aspergillaceae
Product: FAD-binding oxidoreductase
Exons: 7
Coding region: 1-1509 (502 amino acids)
Molecular function (GO): FAD binding
Source: RefSeq, a predicted model, not a curated record
AUGACACCUAAACCAGGAUGGCUUUCGGCCAUCGCACUAUCGCUGGCCACUUUUGCUCCCCUCGCAACGGCAGACAUCUGCUCCAAGCUUGAUGCCGAGAAUAUUCAAAUUGACAAUAAGCUCACUUUGGACUACAACUCCGACCUGACUAAGUAUUGGUCCGCUGCAUGUGGUGAUCUCAAGCCGACAUGUAUUGCCGCACCAUCGAGCGCACUGGAAAUGUCCCAGGUUGUCAAAGAGCUUCGUGAUACUGACGGUAUGUUCGCUGUGAAGUCGGGAGGGCACAUGCCCAACAAUGGCUUCGCGAGUAUCCAGGAUGGUCUACUCGUAUCAACAAAGAACCUCAACCAGGUCAUAUAUAACCCGGAGGAUCAGACGGCAAUCAUUGGACCUGGCUUGUCAUGGGAGGAUGCCCAGAAAAGUCUAGAUGGAACCGGCCGGACCCUCGUCGGUGGAAGACUUGGUGGUGUCGGUGUAGGAGGAUAUAUGUUGGGAGGCAAGUUGAACACGUUGGGUGGAUUGAGUUUCCUCAGUUCGCAAUAUGGAUGGGCAGCGAACAACGUGAUGAACUUCGAAGUCGUUCUCGCCAACAGUACCAUCGUGAAUGCCAACGCCAAGGAGAAUACUGACCUCUUCGCUGCUCUCAAGGGAGGCGGUAAUAACUUUGGCAUCGUCACUUCGUAUACGCUUCAAACCCAUCCUCAAGAUCACAAGGUGUGGGGAGGAAACUAUAUCUUCACGGCCAAUCAAACACCCCAGGUCCUCGAAGCCAUUCGUGAUUUUGUCGAGUAUUAUCCCGAUGACAAGGCCGCUAUUAUCGUGACAUACGAACACGCUGCUUUGGUCAGCACCUGGAUUAUGUUCCUUUUCUACGACGGCCCAUCGCCUCCAGACGGUGUUUUCAGUAAUUUCACCAAUAUUGGGCCUACGGACACUACUAAAACCUUUGACUCUUACUAUGACCUGCUCAAAAACAACGAUAUCUUCAUCCUCCAUGGACAACGAUACACCAUUGCAACCGAGACGACUCCUCUCCCAAGCAAAAAAGUCGGACCUAAAGUGAUGCAGAAGUACUUCGACCAUUGGUUUAACGUGACGGAUACCGUUCUGGAAGUGCCAAACGUGAUCGGAUCGAUUGCUUUCCAACCAAUGCCUCGAACCAUCACCAGCAAAGCCAAGGCAAUGGGUGGAGACCUCAUUGAUUUCCCUGUCGAUCAAGACUAUAUAGUCAUCGAAUUAGACUUCUCCUACGCCUCCGCGUCGGACGACGAAAAGAUCAACGCUGCAAACAAGAACCUCUACUCGGGUUUCAACACCAUCAUUCAAGAUUUCAUCGACGAUAAGAUUCUCCCAGAUAUCUACCGACCACUUUUCAUGAACGAUGCAAACUUCGGUCAGGAUUAUUGGGGACGGAACCGGAAUAAGGAGCAGGCGUUGCAGACGAGGUUGAAGUAUGAUCCUGAUGGAUUCUUUCAGAACCGGACCAGUGGUGGGUUUAGGCUUUCGUGA